Molecule: messenger RNA, 674 nt
Organism: Nilaparvata lugens (brown planthopper)
Lineage: Eukaryota; Metazoa; Arthropoda; Insecta; Hemiptera; Delphacidae
Product: glycerol kinase-like
Exons: 2
Coding region: 20-430 (136 amino acids)
Biological process (GO): triglyceride metabolic process; glycerol-3-phosphate biosynthetic process; glycerol metabolic process
Cellular component (GO): mitochondrion
Molecular function (GO): glycerol kinase activity
Source: RefSeq, a predicted model, not a curated record
GACGUUUGCAGAUGAUGAGAUGUCAAAAUCAAAGUUUGGUCCUCUGGUUGGUGCCAUAGAUGAGGGAACUAGCAGCUGUAGGUUUUUGGCAUUUGCGUCGAACACAGCCGAGGUGCUGACUUACCACCAGCGCGAGGUGCGGCUGAUCUACCCGCGCGAGGGAUGGGUCGAACAGGACCCGCUAGAGGUGAUGGAGGCGGUGCACGAGUGCAUAGAGCGCACUGUUGCCAACCUGCGCCACCUGGACAUCGACCCCAGUGCUCUGGUCGCCACGGGCAUCUCCAACCAGCGCGAGACAACUGUCGUCUGGGACAAACUCACUGGCAAGCCGCUCUACAAUGCUAUCGGUCAGUGGUGUUCUGUAUCAAGUUGGGUUGAUACUGUAUCGUAUUGUGUUGAUAAUGUAUCAUUUUGUGGUGAUACUGUAUAAUUUAUGUUGAUACUGUACCAUUUAUGGAUAUAGAGAGAAGAUAGCAUUAGGGUAACCGUCCAAUGGAACUGUAUUAAACCGAUCCGUUGGGCCGUUAAUUCGGCCGAAUAUGGUCGUCCAUUGGAACCGUUUACGUCAGUCUAGUUGCCAAUUAUUGAAUUGACUACUACCAUAGCCAUCUACAUUUUUCAUAUACAAUGAUUAUAUGGGAAUGUGAAAAUUGAAUAAACAAAUAUCCACUAAA